UCUCUCUCCUCCCCCACCCCGGCCAUAUAUCUUCACCUCUGACCCUUAUCAAAUUUUAACACCAUCUCAACAAAUUCUCUCUCGCCUUCGGUUUUCACUCAUCUCUCUCCGUCUACUCCAAAAACCAAGUCUCACCGCAUCUCUGCUCCAUCUGUUCUAGUGUUUGAUCUGCCCUAGACCAACAGCCCUUGAGUUUCUUGAGCCGUAUAUCUCCUUCAAGAUCACACCCAUCUAUUAUAACAUAGCAAUAUGGAUGGGUUUAACUCUCAAAGGCAAGACUCCAUGAAAAGGAGGUUCCAAGAUAGGAGCUUGCCCAUCUCGUCCAUGGACAACUACUUCGCAAAAGUCAUGGCUGCCGCCGCCACUCCGCCUUCCUCCUCGCCGGCCUUCUUGAAGAACCCUAACAGCAACAGCAACAGCAACAGCAAGAUCCCAAGUUCUAUCGGGUUCGAUGACGAUCUCGUGGCCGCAGUCGUGCCGCCGGUGACGGUGGCCAUCGAGGGCCGCUCGAUCUGCCACCGCAUCAGCCUCCACAAGCACGAGAGCUACCAAAGCCUCGCCAAGGCGCUGAGGCAGAUGUUCGUGGACGAUGCCGAUGUCCCGGACAAGGAUCUCAACCUAUCCAAUGCUGUUCCCGGACACCUUAUUGCCUACGAAGACAUUGAGAAUGAUCUUCUUCUUGCUGGUGACCUCAAUUGGAAGGACUUUGUACGUGUGGCGAAGAGAAUCCGGAUUCUGCCGGUGAAGACGAAUUCGAGGAAAGGAAGAGGAGAAGCAUGAGAGCUGCUGUGUUAGCCUGGACUUUUGUUGAGGGUUUCGGUGUGAUGAAGGCAACCGGAACUUGUAUGAGCUUGAGAGAACCAAAAGGGGGAAAAAAGAAAAAGAAAAAAGAGGAAGAUAUGUUUUGUCUCUUAGGGAUCCAGAUCCAAUGUCCUUUCUAAAUCUUGGGUAUGAACUUUCUUGGCUAUCGUAUUUAUACAGUUCUACUUCGAUUUCUUACUUCUUGUGUUUUUCUCUCAUAACUCAGUUCUAAGUUGAGCCAGUGGAAUUUGUUCUCUCUUUAGACUUUCUUAUUACUUAGGUUUUCUUCUUGUGUCCAAAGAUGGCGAGAGGACUGAAAGCAUGCAAAAUAUCAAAUUUGUUGAUCACCACUCUUCGGAGCUAUACGACUUCGUUAAUCGAUGUUUCACUCCA
Messenger RNA from Eucalyptus grandis, 1194 nucleotides. Its product is annotated as auxin-responsive protein IAA33. Gene Ontology annotation, molecular function: protein binding. Gene Ontology annotation, cellular component: nucleus. The coding region runs from base 250 to 780 and encodes 176 amino acids. Gene Ontology annotation, biological process: regulation of DNA-templated transcription. Lineage: Eukaryota; Viridiplantae; Streptophyta; Magnoliopsida; Myrtales; Myrtaceae. The record is from RefSeq and is a predicted model, not a curated record. The transcript is spliced from 2 exons.